Propithecus coquereli (Coquerel's sifaka) is the source of this 1437-nucleotide messenger RNA. RefSeq names its product protein-O-mannose kinase (gene POMK). NCBI's taxonomy places the organism in Eukaryota, Metazoa, Chordata, Mammalia, Primates, Indriidae. Gene Ontology annotation, molecular function: protein kinase activity; ATP binding; carbohydrate kinase activity. Gene Ontology annotation, biological process: protein phosphorylation; protein O-linked glycosylation; carbohydrate phosphorylation. The transcript has 3 exons. Gene Ontology annotation, cellular component: endoplasmic reticulum membrane. The record is from RefSeq and is a predicted model, not a curated record. Bases 29 to 1081 code for a protein of 350 amino acids.
AGGGCGAGAAACCACAGAGGGUAGCACCAUGGAAAAGCAGCCCCAGGACAGCAGGAAAGGCCUGGCGCCCAGGGAGGUGCCCCCGGCAGUCAGGCUGCUGCUGGCCAUGGCCCUCAUGAACGUGCUGCUCUACCUCUGCCUGGGUCGGGUCUUUACUUCACCCCAACAUCCCAUAGGGAACCCCGGGCACUGUCCCUAUGGCUACUUCAAAAUAGGACAGAUGAAAAACUGCUCGCCAUGGCUGUCUUGCAAAGAGCUGAGAACAGAAGUGAGGCAGCUGAAGUGUGUUGGGGAAGGAGCCGUGAAGAGGGUCUUUCUGUCUGAGUGGAAGGAACAAAAAGUUGCUCUCUCGCGGCUCACUAGUCUGGAGAUGAGGGACGAUUUUCUCCACGGACUGCAGAUGCUGAAAUCUCUACAGAGCAAACACGUUGUCACACUGCUUGGCUACUGUGAGGAUGACAACACCAUUCUUACCGAAUAUCACCCCUUGGGCUCCUUGAGCAACCUGGAAGAAACACUGAGCCUUUCCAAGUACCGGCGCGCGAACACAUGGCAGCGCCGCCUGCAGCUGGCCGCGAGCUACGUCAGCAUCAUCGACUACCUGCACCGCAGCCCCCUGGGCACGCUGGUCAUGUGCGACUCCAACGACCUGCCCAAGACGCUCUCCCAGUACCUGCUGACCAGCAACUUCAGCAUCGUGGCCAAUGACCUGGACGCCUUGCCCCUGGUGAGCCGCAGCUCCGGGACGCUGGCGAAGUGCGGCCACCGGGAGCUGCGCGGGGAUUUUGUGGCUCCGGAGCAGCUGUGGCCCUUUGGAGAGGACGCGCCUUUUCGCGACGAUCUCAUGCCCUCAUAUGAUGAGAAGGUCGACAUCUGGAAGAUCCCAGACGUUUCUGGUUUCCUUCUGGGGCAUGUCGAGGGCAGCGAUAUGGUGCGAUUCCAUCUGUUUGAUAUUCAUAAGGCGUGUAAGAGCCAGACUCCUGCAGAAAGACCCACUGCUCAGGACGUUCUGGACACUUACCAGAAGGUUUUGAGUUCACUCAGAGAUAACGUGAUGUCUCAGACGAGAGAAAUGCUAUAAAAACCAGUCCGGUCACUGAAGGAUGGGAUUUAAGGACUGAAUGGAAGUUCCAGCAGUUCUACUCUGACAGUGGAGUUUUUUGCCUGAGUCUCAUGUUUCGCUGUUUUUUUGCCGUUUAGCCAUGUGGUUCUUUUUCUACAUCCACGUGCACAUUUGAGUGUGUUCUGCAUAUCCUGGCCACCUGGUGGGAAGUUGCUGAGCAAGAACAAACCAGGCCUGAUUUAAAUCUGGCUUCGCCUUUCUAAUGCCAGUUGCUUCCUGGUGAAGAUGUGGAGAAGCAGUGAAUCUAAUCAGUAUUCAAGGGAAGUAACAAAAAUGUAGCCACAAAAAGGCUUCCCCUGCACUAAUAACUUAUA